Huiozyma naganishii CBS 8797 is the source of this 1494-nucleotide messenger RNA. RefSeq names its product aldehyde dehydrogenase (NADP(+)) ALD6 (gene ALD6). The record is from RefSeq and is a predicted model, not a curated record. Lineage: Eukaryota; Fungi; Ascomycota; Saccharomycetes; Saccharomycetales; Saccharomycetaceae. Gene Ontology annotation, molecular function: aldehyde dehydrogenase (NAD+) activity. The transcript has a single exon. Bases 1 to 1494 code for a protein of 497 amino acids.
AUGCCUCAACACAAAAUUGCUCAACCACAACACAUCGUGCUGCCAAACGGCCUCGAGUACGACCAGCCCACGGGUCUGUUCAUCAACAACGAGUUCAUCGAGUCGUCUCACUCGAAGAAAAUCUCCGUGCAGAACCCUUCCACAGAGGAGACCAUCGGUGACGUGUUCUCCGGUUCCAAAGAGGACGUCGAGUACGCCGUCGACGUUGCUGAACAUGCGUUCCAGGAGUCCGACUGGGCCACCCAGGACCCAAAGAACAGGGCUAAGCUGCUAAACAAACUGGCCGACCUCAUGGAGGAGGAACUGGAGUUGAUCGCCUCGAUCGAGUCCCUGGACAACGGUAAGACCCUUGCCUUGGCCCGUGGUGACGUCGGUCUGUCUAUCAACUGUAUCAGGGACGCCGCUUCGUACGCUGACAAGAUCAACGGGAGAACCAUCGAGACCGGCGAUGGGUACAUGAACUUCACGCUAAGAGAACCAAUCGGUGUCUGCGGUCAAAUCAUCCCAUGGAAUUUCCCUCUGAUGAUGUUGUCCUGGAAAGUCGCUCCUGCACUUGCCAUGGGUAACGUGCUCAUCCUGAAGCCAGCAUCAGCGACCCCAUUGAACGCUUUGUACUUUGCAUCGUUGGUCAAGAGAGUCGGGUUCCCCAGCGGUGUCGUGAACAUCAUCCCAGGUGGUGGUAGAGAAGUCGGGACUGUGAUCACAGAGCACCCAAGAAUCAGGAAAGUCGCAUUCACCGGGUCUACCGAUAUUGGUAAAGAUAUCGCCGUCAAGGCCUCUGGUUCCAACUUGAAGAAGAUCACUCUGGAGCUGGGUGGGAAGUCCGCUCAUUUGGUCUUCAACGACGCAAACAUCGAAAAGACUUUGCCCAACCUUGUUGACGGGAUCUUCAAGAACGCAGGGCAGAUCUGCUCCUCAGGGUCCAGAAUAUACGUCCAAGAGGGGAUCUACGACAAGUUGCUUUCAAGCUUCAAGACUUACGUCGAAAACUUGAAGGUCGGUUCCCCCUUCGACGAGGACAACUUCCAAGGUGCCAUCACGAACGAGGAACAGUUCAACACCAUCAUGAAAUACAUUGGCCUCGGUAAGGAGGAAGGUGCUAAAGUGUUGACCGGUGGUGGUAGAGUCGGCACGAAGGGGUUCUUCGUCGCACCAACGAUCUUCUACGACGUCCACGAGGAAAUGAGAGUCGUCAAGGAGGAAAUCUUUGGGCCUGUGGUCACCAUCUCCAAGUUCAAGACUUUGGAGGAAGGUGUCAAGAUGGCCAACGACUCCGAGUUCGGUCUGGGUGCUGGUAUCGAGACAGAGAACUUGAGCACCGCUUUGAAGGUCGCCAAGCUGUUGAAGUCGGGGACUGUGUGGAUCAACACCUACAACGACUUCGACUCCAGAGUGCCCUUCGGUGGUGUCAAGCAGUCUGGGUACGGUAGAGAAAUGGGUGAAGAGGUCUACCACUGCUACACGGAGGUCAAGGCCGUCAGAAUCAAGUUGUGA